Haemonchus placei is the source of this 183-nucleotide messenger RNA. The record is from the annotation of a GenBank genome assembly. Lineage: Eukaryota; Metazoa; Nematoda; Chromadorea; Rhabditida; Trichostrongylidae.
AUGGUUGUAUCAUCUCCGGCUUGGCAAAUCGUCGAGCACCUACUGGUGGGCGAGCAUACGGUACUCCUAGAAACGCCGAGACUCGUUCACCUUGAAAGUUCUGAGGUAUCCCUCGUAUGGAACCGAGGGAUGUGUGCACAACGUGGUCAUCGUUUAGAAUGGCACGAGCAUCCACCAGGGUAG